This is a messenger RNA of Cuscuta europaea, 1794 nucleotides long. NCBI's taxonomy places the organism in Eukaryota, Viridiplantae, Streptophyta, Magnoliopsida, Solanales, Convolvulaceae. The record is from the annotation of a GenBank genome assembly.
GGAUAAUGUUCAUAACCAAAAACCAAAGAGGUAAAAAAGAAAAGAGGAUUGCCCCCCACUCAAGGCAGUUCAUAAUAAAACCCUCAACCAGAUCGCUGCCCUUUCUAAAUAGGGCUUCACACGUUAAAGCUCAAUCACUUACCUUGGAAUUGAAUUCGUAGCGAAGAAUCCACCAUGGACGGAGACGGGAAAUUGGAGUCGCAGAUAGAGGCGCUGCUGAAUGUGGAGAAGCAGAUGAGGCAGGUCGGCGAUGUGGCUGGAACUCGAAAGGCUGUGUCCGAAAUACUGCAACUCUGCUUUGAGGCGCGCGCCUGGAAAACUAUGAAUGAUCAGAUUCUUCUUUUAUCCAAGCGUCGGGGUCAACUUAAGCAGGCUGUACAAGCCAUGGUUCAACAAGCAAUGGAGUAUAUUGAUCAGACUCCAGAUGUUGUUACUAAGAUAGAACUCAUAAAAACACUUAACAGUGUGUCUGCUGGGAAGAUAUAUGUUGAGAUAGAACGGGCUCGAUUGAUUAAGAAACUUGCAAAGUUAAAAGAAGAGCAGGGCCUCAUUGCUGAGGCUGCAGAUUUGAUGCAAGAAAUUGCGGUUGAAACAUUUGGUGCAAUGGCAAAAACUGAAAAAAUAGCAUUCAUUCUUGAGCAGGUUCGUCUUUGUUUAGACCGCCAAGAUUAUGUACGUGCUCAAAUUCUCUCGCGAAAAAUCAACCCUAAAGUUUUUGAGGCUGAUACAUCAAAAGAGAAGAAAAAACCUAAAGAAGGUGAAGCUGUAGUGGAAGAAGCGCCUGCAGAUAUUCCAUCACUGUUGGAGUUGAAGAGGAUUUACUAUGAAUUGAUGAUUCGGUAUUACUCACAUAGCAAUGAUUAUCUUGAGAUUUGCCGGUGUUACAAGUCCAUAUAUGAGAUACCUUCUGUAAAAGAAGACCCAACAAAGUGGAUACCAGUACUGAGGAAAAUAUGCUGGUACUUGGUUCUGUCUCCACAUGACCCAUUGCAAUCAAGCCUUCACAACUCCACCUUAGAGGAUAAGAAUCUUUCAGAAAUCCCUCAUUUCAAGGCACUAUUGAAACAAUUAAUUACCAUGGAGGUCAUUCAGUGGACUGCUUUAUGGACCACUUUUAAGGAUGAAUUUGAAAAUGAAAAGAACAUGCUUGGUGGUGCCCUGGGUGACAAGGCAGCGGAGGACCUUAGAUUGAGAGUCAUUGAACAUAACAUCCUAGUUGUCUCCAAAUAUUAUUCAAGAAUAACCUUGAACAGACUAUCAAACCUGCUGUGUCUUACUAUUCAGGAAACCGAAAAGCAUCUAUCAGAAAUGGUGGUAUCAAAGGCAAUGGUGGCAAAGAUUGACAGGCCAAUGGGCAUUGUUAGUUUCCAACCAGCAAAGGACAGCAAUGAUAUAUUAAAUUCAUGGGCAAUGAACUUGGAGAAACUCCUUGACCUCGUAGAGAAGAGUUGCCAUCAGAUCCACAAAGAAAUGAUGGUCCAUAAAGCUGCUCUUAAAGCUUGAGACGACCUCCAGUGCGUAUCCUACGACCACCCGUAUUGAGGAAUGCUGGCAAAAAUGGGAUGUCAGACGCGCAUUCCUUUUAGUCAAUAUAUGUUGCUUUGUUCUUCACUCUCUCUCUAAUGACUUGAACUUUUGGGGGGUUUUCCUGUCAAGUGCCUUUUUUGUAUUUCUUAUAUUUUCUUGUGUAGUGAUUUAUAGUUGAUUGUGAAUUUGUGAUCAGCAAAUUUUCCGUCUGUUGCCGCACAGCACUUGUGGUCUUCACUUACAAUCUCCAUCCUAAUUUGUUUCACC